UGUAGGCCUUCCUCUAUCUUACAGAAGCUGCCAGAACAUCCCCAGUGGAGAGAGAUGAAUACCUGUAUCAUCCACGUGAGGCUGCUGCUGUCUGGGCCUUUGCUCCUGGGCCUUGCCUCGAGCUACAAUCUGGAUGUGCAGCACGCCCAGAGCUUGGCCUUACCCGCUGCCGACACUGGCAGGCACUUUGGGUACCGGGUCCUGCAGAUUGGAACUGGGGUUGUCGUUGGCGCUCCAGGUGAGGGGAACAGCACGGGACACAUCUACCAGUGCCAGCCAGAGACGGGACAGUGCCUGCCAGUCAGCCCGAGUGGUUCCAACGACACUUCCAAGUAUUUGGGGAUGACCUUGGCGACAGACUCCACAACUGGAAACCUUUUGGCCUGUGACCCUGGGCUGUCUCGGAUAUGUGACCAGAAUAUUUAUUUAAGUGGCCAGUGUUACCUCUUUGACCCGAGUCUGGGACAUCCUGUGCAACAAGGGCGUCCUGGAUAUCAGGAAUGCAUCAAGGGCACGGUUGACCUGGUGUUCCUGUUUGAUGGCUCUGGGAGCAUGAAAUCUGAAGACUUUCAGAAAAUUCUGGACUUCAUGAAGGAUGUGAUGAAGAAACUCAGCAACUCUUCCUACCAGUUUGCGGCUGUGCAGUUUUCCACGAAUUGCAAAACAGAGUUUAAUUUCUUGGACUAUGCUGAUAAGAAGGACCCUGAUGUUCUGCUGGCCAAAGUCGAACACAUGAAGAAGUUGACUAAUACUUUCUAUGCCAUCAACUAUGUCGUGACAGAGGUGUUUCGGCAGGACAGGGGGGCCCGGCCAGAUGCCACCAAAGUGCUCAUCAUCAUCACAGAUGGAGAAGCCUCUGAUGUUGGCAACAUUGACCAGGCCAAAGACAUUAUCCGCUACAUCAUUGGGAUUGGAAGUCAUUUUAAGACGAAGCAGGAAACGCUCAACAUAUUUGCCUCAAAACCCACAGAGGACUUUGUAAAGAUUCUGGACACUUUCGAGAAGCUUAAAGAUGUGUUCACUGAGUUGCAAAAGAAGAUCUACACCAUUGAGGGCACAAAACAGGACCUGACAUCCUUCAACAUGGAGCUGGCAUCCAGCGGGAUCAGCGCAGACCUCAGCAGAGACCAUGGUGUUGUGGGGGCAGUUGGAGCCAAGGACUGGGCUGGGGGUUUUCUAGAGAUGAGCGCCGACCUGCAGGACAGCACGUUUGUGGGCAAUGAGCCGCUGACACCAGAAGUGAAAGAAGGGUACUUGGGUUACACAGUCACCUGGCUGUUCUUCAAAGAGUCCCCCCAGAUGUUGGCAGCUGGAGCCCCCCGACAUCAGCAUGUGGGGCAGGUGCUGCUGUUCCAGAAGACAGAGGGAAAAAACUGGGAGCAGACCCAGAAAAUAGACGGAGACCAGGUGGGCUCUUAUUUUGGUGGUGAGCUGUGUGCCGUUGACCUGGACCAAGACGGGGUGACAGAGAUGCUGCUGAUUGGUGCACCCCUGUUUUACGGGGCCCAGAGAGGAGGCCGGGUGUUUGUGUACCAGAAGGAAAAGGACCUCCAGGCGAUCUCAGAGCUACAGGGGGACCCUGGCUACCCACUGGGGCAAUUUGGCGCGGCCAUCACUGCCCUGACCGACAUCAAUGGGGAUGGGCUGGCAGAUGUGGCAGUGGGAGCCCCCCUGGAGGGGCAUGGUGCCGUGUACAUCUUCAACGGGCACCCCAGAGGGCUAAACCCACGACCCAGCCAGCGUAUCGAAGGCACUCAGGUGUUCCCAGGAAUCCGCUGGUUUGGACGCUCUAUCCAUGGAGUGAAGGACCUUGGAGGUGACGGGCUGGUGGACGUGGCUGUGGGGGCCGAGGGGCAGGUGAUCCUGCUGAGCUCCCGGCCUGUAGUGGACAUCAUCACGGUAAUGUCCUUCUCACCUGCCGAGAUCCCAGUGCAUGAGGUGGAAUGUUCCCAUCCACCCAGCGACAAGAAGAAGGAAGGCAUCAAACUCAGAGUCUGCUUCCAAGUCAAGCCUGUCACCCUCCAGUUCAAAGGGACCCUGGUUGCCAACCUCACAUACACGCUGCAGCUGGACGGCCAUCGGAUGCGGAGCCGGGGCCUGUUUCAAGGAGGGGAACACAAACUCAGCGACUACACCAUGGUCACCCCAAACCAAUCCUGCAUCGACUUUCGGUUCUACUUCCCGGGCUGCAUUCAGGACCUCAUCUCCCCCAUCAACGCCUCCUUGAACUACUCUCUCUGGGAGGAGGAGACACCAGAGGCCCGAAAGGCGGGCCAGGACGUGCGGCCCAUCCUGAGACCGUCGCCACACUCAGAAACAAAGGAGAUCCCGUUUGAGAAGAACUGUGGCGAGGAUAAGCAGUGUGAGGCCGACCUGCAGCUGUCCUUCUCUGGAAGCUCCACAGCUCUGCGACUGACACCUUCUGCCAGCUUCUCUGUGGUGCUGACGCUGAGGAACGUGAGAGAAGAUGCUUACUGGGUCCGGCUGGACCUGCGCUACCCCUGGGGCCUCUCCUUCCGCAAAGUGGGGGUACUCAAGCCCCACAGCCAGAUCCCUGCAAGCUGUGAGGAGCUUCCUGGGGAGCCCCAGGCCGACCUCAGGAGACUCACCUGCAACGUGAGCUCUCCCAUCUUCAGAGCAGGCCGCUCAGUCGACAUGCAGGUGAUGUUCCACACCCUCUCCAACAACACCUGGAAGGACUAUGUGGAGCUACACGCCAAUGUGAGCUGUGAGAACGAGGACACCAGCCUCCAGAAGGACAACAAGGCCACCAGCAACACCACAGUGCUGCAUCCCAUCAACAUCCUCACUGAGGACCAGGAAAACUCCACGCUCUAUGUCAGCUUCACCCCCCAGGGGACCAGGAUCCACGAGGUCACACACUUCUACAAGGUGAGGAUUCUGCCCGUGCCAGGGGAAGAUACUGUCAGUGGCCAAACGCCCGACCUGGAGGCGUUGGUGAGGGUCCCGGCGCCUCAGAGUGAGAGCCUCAUCGAGCAGACGUGGAGUGUAAAGAUGUGGGCAGACCAGCAGGCCUCUGACCUCAGCUGCCACCGGGAGGAAGUCACACGGCUGAGCCUGCCUGAGAAGCCUUGUCUGUCGGCAGCCCAGCUCCGCUGCCUGCUGCCCUCCCAGAAGGAGCUUGAUCUGCAAGUGGCGGGCACGUUGGAGCUCAAGGAGGACAUCAAGGACUCCGCCAUGCUCAGUCUCUGCAGUUCUGUCUUCGUCUCCUUCAACAGUCCCAAGUAUUUCCACCUCUACGGCAGCAACGCCUCCCUGGCCCAGGUCGUCAUGAAGGUUGACAUCAUAUAUGAGAAGAACAUGCUCCACCUCUACCUGCUGAGCACCAUCGGGGGGCUGUUGGUGCUGCUGCUGAUUUUCGGGGUGCUCUACAAGGUUGGCUUCUUCAAACGGAAUCUGAAGGAGAUGAUGGAAGCAAAUGGAGACACUCCGAAUGGGCUCCCUGCGGCAGACUCAGAGCCAUCAGCCCCACAGGAGGAGGCCGUUGAGCUCCUACCGGAGGAAAAGGCCCCGGAAGCAGAUAAAGCCUGA
Molecule: messenger RNA, 3552 nt
Organism: Sorex fumeus (smoky shrew)
Lineage: Eukaryota; Metazoa; Chordata; Mammalia; Eulipotyphla; Soricidae
Gene: ITGAL
Product: integrin subunit alpha L
Exons: 31
Coding region: 55-3552 (1165 amino acids)
Biological process (GO): cell-matrix adhesion; cell adhesion mediated by integrin; cell-cell adhesion
Cellular component (GO): external side of plasma membrane; integrin complex
Molecular function (GO): integrin binding
Source: RefSeq, a predicted model, not a curated record